Messenger RNA from Octopus bimaculoides (California two-spot octopus), 2076 nucleotides. Its product is annotated as coiled-coil domain-containing protein 25. The record is from RefSeq and is a predicted model, not a curated record. Lineage: Eukaryota; Metazoa; Mollusca; Cephalopoda; Octopoda; Octopodidae.
GUCGACUUCGGCAGAAUUUGAACUCUGAACGUAAAGAUGGACGAAAUGCCGCUAAGCAUUUUGCCCGUCGUGCUAAUGAUUCUACCAACUCGUCGCUUUAUAUCGAUAACAAUUCACUCUUUUACCACAGAAUCUAUCGUUUCGUACCAAUGUAAGAAAACAUUAUGUAAAUGCUGAUAGAGUUGUCGGACUUGAGAAGCUGAACCGAACAGCGAAAAAAGAAAGUAACAUACAAGAACUAACUAAAUAAAUUAUAUACCUUAUUUAACCAUUCCCGAUCAGCUCUAAUCAGGCGUACAUUAGUGUGAUUAUCUUGCUUUACUCUCAAAUGUAGAGUAUUCAAAGCUACACAUUCAAAUGUGGCCUUCCUUUUUAAAAUAGUAGAAUGUAGUUUGAAAGAUAUUUAGUUGCCUCACAAGUAAAUAGUAUAGUUUCGCGUUAUACCUUUAUUUCAUAUAAAAAAGAAAAAGGGAAACCAGAAGAGAACGAGCAGAUAAUUGAUGUUGCUCAACCGUCCUUUCUGUCUCUCUCUCCUCUUGACUCUCUCUCUCUUUCUCUCUCCUGUUGACUCUCCAACGCCAUCUUCGCUUUUUCUGGCCGACAUUGUCGUUGUUCUUCGACCAAAAACUUUAUAAGAUUUUUAAAAUCUCACCAAAACGAUGAUUUUGAAAUAUUUAUAGUACUCACUAACAGCUCCGUCUGGUAAUCUAACAGUUAUUUCAGAGUACUCUGACUGGAAAGAGAUUAUUUGAUUUAUUUCAAACGAAAUCUCUUCACCGUUUUCGUUGUUUUCAUUUCUUCUUAAAGAGUCUCUUAAAGACCAUGGUCUUUUAUUACACCAGCACCGUUGUAUCUCCGAGCUACCAGAUUUACAUGGGUUUAGACAAGUAUGAGAAUGAAGAUCUUAUCAAAUGGGGAUUUCCAGAAGAUGUAUGGUUUCAUGUUGAUAAAGUUUCCUCUGCCCAUGUCUACCUACGUCUACAUAAGGGAGACUCAAUAGAUGAUAUCCCACAGACUGUGAUUGAUGACUGUGCUCAGUUAGUCAAAGCAAACAGCAUUCAAGGCAACAAAAUGAACAAUGUAGAUGUAGUUUAUACAAUGUGGAGUAACCUGAAGAAAACACCAAGUAUGGAUGUGGGGCAGGUUGGAUUUAAUUCAGAAAAAGAGGUACACAGAGUGCAUGUCGAAAAGAGACAGAAUAGUAUCGUGAACCGGUUACUAAAGACCAAGGAAGAAAGAUCACCUGACCUUCGAGCUGAACGAGAGCAACGAGACAAAGAGGAGCAAGCUGAGAAACGGAAGCAGAUUCUCCUGGAGAAACAGCGAGAGAAGGAGGAGAUCAGACGACGGAAAGAACAAGAAGAGCUAAGGUCUUAUGCGUCUCUGAUGAAACCAGAAAACAUGACAUCAAAUUUCGACUCUGGCAAUGACUCUGAUGAUUUCAUGUGACUCCAGCUUCUUUUUCAAAUGAUAUCAGCAAAUAUUUGAUGGGUAAACAACCAGUUGUUUCAUUUUGGGAAUUCUCACUUGCCAUCCUCCCAAUCUAGACCCUCUCAAACCUCUUGGCUAUAUUACAUUCCACUUUGAAGAAGCACCAAACACCCAGAAUACUUUGGAAUUUGAUUUCUGUAGCUAUAUAUAUAUAUAUAUAUAUAUAUAUAUAUAUAUAUAUAUAUUUAAAAUGUUUGUUUGUAUGCUUGUAUGUAAUGUGUGUGUAUAUGACUUUGUAUACAUAUGUUUGUCUUCGUGUACUUGUAUAUAUGUGUGUUUAUUAUAUAAGCCCACAUGUAUAUAUAAAUAUACACUUAUGCAAACACAUAUCUGUGUGACUUUAUACACAAACACAUUCUUGUGUGGUUAUGGAUGUAUACACAUAUACAUAAAUGUAACAAGACAGUAGGGAAGAGAGAGAGAGAGAGAGAGAGAGCGAGUGAGUGAGUGAAAGACAAGUGUAUAAAAGACAACACCUGAGCAUUUUUACUGAGUGAAAUGUGAUUCCAAUCUGUAAAGACAUCCAAGCUUCUUGUGUGGCUUUGUUAAUAAACUUCACAAUAAACAUAAGCGGACAUAUUUGAA